Zophobas morio is the source of this 790-nucleotide messenger RNA. RefSeq lists its product as uncharacterized. Gene Ontology annotation, biological process: protein import into nucleus; ribosomal subunit export from nucleus. Gene Ontology annotation, molecular function: GTP binding; GTPase activity. NCBI's taxonomy places the organism in Eukaryota, Metazoa, Arthropoda, Insecta, Coleoptera, Tenebrionidae. Gene Ontology annotation, cellular component: nucleus; cytoplasm. The transcript is spliced from 7 exons. The record is from RefSeq and is a predicted model, not a curated record. Bases 63 to 716 code for a protein of 217 amino acids.
CCGUGGUAAUAAAUAUCAGGCUUGCCUUCACUAAAUGUUUUAGUGGAAAGAGUGAAUAUAACAUGGCUGGUGGUCCGCAUUUUAAACUUCUUUUGGUGGGAGAUGGUUGUGUUGGCAAAACAACUUUUUGUAAACGACAUCUCACAGGGGAAUUUGAAACGAGAUAUAAUGCUACCAUUGGAGCGGAAAUACACUUCUUGCUUUUUCAAACUAAUUUAGGGCCAGUACAAUUUGAGGUCUGGGAUACUGCUGGGCAAGACAAGUUUUCAGCUGUUCGCGAAGGUUAUUUCGCUGGAGGCGAGUGUUGCAUCGUUAUGUUUGAUCUAACCAAUCGCUCAACUUACAACCAUAGCGCCCUUUGGCACCAGGAGGUAACACGCUACUGUGGUAAUAUCCCUUCCGUUUUGUGCGGAAAUAAAGUUGAUUUGCCUGCGCGAGAAGUAAAACCCAAACAUAUUGAUUAUCACAAAAAGAAAAAAAUGAGUUACUAUGACAUUUCCGCAAAAAGUAACUUUAAUAUGGAGAAACCUUUCCUCGCACUUGCCAGAGUGCUGGCUAACGAUAAUAAUUUGCAAUUCAUAGCCACUCCCGCUUUAGCGCCUCCCGAGGCCUUCGUAGAUUUUAAUUUAAUCCGACAAUACGAAUUUGAGCUGGCUACUUAUGCAAAAAUGGCAGUAGAGACCGAAAUUCGCGAUGGGGACGACGAAGUUUUUUAAAAAUGUAUCUUUUUGUAUGGAUGCUUGUUUUGGAACUAGUAAAGACAUCGAAAAGAAAUCUUUAAUAAAAAAUU